UAUUUCUCUCUCUAUUAUUGUUUUUUCGUUCGCCUUUUUUCUCCUCUUUGUUCGUAUUAUUUCAUUCAAACCUCUGAAAAUCUUGAAUGACGAGAUUAGCAUCGCAAAAGCAGAAAACCCAGAUGGUUUCCCGUCUUUCGGAACCGGAAGUCGACGCAGCUCUCCAGUUGAUUCAGCUCAGCGGCGAAUCCUCCGCCUGCUCCGCCCCCAGCCACAACAAUAACGAUAAUGGCGGGUUUGAGGACAAAGGAGAUGAAGACAGCGUCGAAAUAUCUUCGGCCAUGAGGAACACAAUGAUUGAGGACGAGAACUUGGAUGACGAAGCUUGCCCACCAAGGAAUCGCAAGUUCCGAUCCAUUCUCGAUAUCUACACGGAGACCAAGCCUUUGUCCCCAAACAAUGAUAAGAAGAAGAAUAAAGCCGCGGCAGCGGGUAAGAACAAGAAAGCUAGGCUAGUUUGAUGAUGAUGAUGAUGAUGAUCAUGAAGAUUCAUUAUCUUAUCUUUCUUCGGUUUCAGAUUGAUUGCGAAAACUCGAAAACUAUGUCGUAAUUGAUCUGUUUUUUUUUUUUUUUUUUUGAUGUAUGUACAUAUAUAUAUAUAUUAGCCACCGCAACUCUUUCCUUAAGUUUUUCUUAAUGAUGUUUUUUUAGUUAUAAUAAUAAUAAUAAUCUUUGGGUUUUUGAAUCGUCUAACUGAUGAUUAAUUGGUGUUGUUGAAAAGAAAAAUUAUCUGAAACCCGUUUCUCAUAUGUUUGAUCAUAGUCGGUCCCGCAUCCGCAUAAUAAAAUUAUCUGCUUAAUUCAUCAGUAAUUUAUCUUAAAAUGUUUUUACCCAGAUUCUGAUUACGAUUGAGGAUGGAUGAGUGCGUUUUUUGUUAUUUUUAUGUGGCAUUAUGGG
This is a messenger RNA of Oldenlandia corymbosa var. corymbosa, 897 nucleotides long. Lineage: Eukaryota; Viridiplantae; Streptophyta; Magnoliopsida; Gentianales; Rubiaceae. The record is from the annotation of a GenBank genome assembly.